UGAUCAUUUCGGCUUGAAAGAAAGAAAGGGUAGAAAAAAAAAAACACCAUGGGAGAGGAGGUGAGUUUGACGGAAACUGAAAUAGCCAUGAGUAUUCCACACUUUGUGCUGGUGCAUGGUAUUAGUGGAGGAGCUUGGUGCUGGUACAAAAUCAGGUGCCUCAUGGAGAAUUCCGGCUACAAGGUCUCAUGCAUCGACCUCAAAGGUGCUGGGAUUGAUCAGUCCGAUGCCAAUUCUAUUCUAUCUUUUGAUGAUUAUAACAAGCCUCUUUUGGACUUCAUGUCUGCCUUGCCUGAUACUGAACAGGUAAUAUUGGUAGGACAUAGUGCUGGAGGCUUAAGUGUAACGCAGGCCACUCACAAAUUCUCCAAGAAAAUCCGCCUGGCUGUAUAUGUUGCAGCCACCAUGCUAAAACUGGGGUACUUGACUGAUCAGGAUAUCAAAGAUGGAGUACCUGAUUUAUCCGAGUUUGGUGACGUGUACGAAUUAGGAUUCGGAUUGGGACCUGGGCAGCCUCCAACCAGUGCCAUUGUCAAAAAGGAAUUCCAGCGCAAAAUCAUCUAUCAAAUGAGCCCUCAAGAGGAUUCAACUCUAGCCACAAUGCUUCUAAGGCCAGGACCGAUCCUGGCAUUGCAGGGUGCCCAAUUCACAGAAGAGACAGAGAAUGCGUAUAAUGUGCCCCGGGUAUACAUCAAGACAAUGCAUGACAAUGUUAUAAAACCAGAUCAACAGGACGCAAUGAUAAAGAGAUGGCCACCAUCUGAAGUCCAUGUUUUGGACUGUGACCACAGCCCCUUUUUCUCUGCCCCAUUUUUACUCUUUGGCUUGCUGGUUAAACUUGCAGCUUCAGCUGGAUACAACCAGGCAAAAAAUCUAUGCAUCUCCAGGGCCGCAUGAUUGAGAGUCUCAAAGCAUUCUUGUUUCCAACAUAGAAUUAUUUGUUUGUUGUUUCCUAGAGUGUGAAAUGUAAUCACAGUUACCUGCCUGUCCUGAUGAAUAAGAUUACUUGUGAAAUUAUGCACAUUCAGCUAAGCUGACCAAAAUGUCUGCACAAGUAGAU
This is a messenger RNA of Theobroma umbraticum, 1060 nucleotides long. It is a transcript of the gene MES17, whose product is annotated as methyl esterase 17. Lineage: Eukaryota; Viridiplantae; Streptophyta; Magnoliopsida; Malvales; Malvaceae. Gene Ontology annotation, biological process: salicylic acid metabolic process; jasmonic acid metabolic process. The record is from RefSeq and is a predicted model, not a curated record. Gene Ontology annotation, molecular function: methyl salicylate esterase activity; methyl jasmonate esterase activity; methyl indole-3-acetate esterase activity.